AGUCUGAGUUCGACUCGCGCAUGUACAGCAAAGCUCUUAAGAUCUCCGCAGUCCAAUUUCGGCGGACAAAUGAAUGUCGUUUGAAUAAACAGUGUCUUGGACUGACUUUAGUGCCAUUAUUUUAAGUUUUUUGGUGAUAGUGUCAAGAGCGAAGGAAGAAAAAUUGAUUUUAACUGUGAUAGUGUCGUUUUAAGUGAAGAUCUUAGGCACAUGUGUUUGGAUACAUUUAAUAUUUGCGAGUGAUGUCAAGUGCCAAAACAAGUAGAAGAUAGGAAAAUGGAAGGAAAAAUAUCGCACAGUGGUCUCUUGGCUCGAAGCCCUGAAGGCCAUGCAGCGCGUGGUAUGCAGAUCAAAGGCAACGAGGAUCUCUGGGUGGAUAUACAAGCUAAUACCUUCAGAAAUUGGGUAAACGAACAUUUGCCGCAGGAUUUAAGGGUGGCAGAUUUAUCAAGAGAUUUAUGUACAGGCACUAAAGUUCCUUUGCUUUCAGGAGUCAGACUAUGUCUGCUGGUGGAAGCUCUCAGAAAGAAGCCUUUGAAACCUUCCUGGAACAAGAGGCCGGCUAAUCAACAUCAUUACCUGGAAAAUGUAACUUGUGCUUUGAGUGCUAUAGAACAAGAUGGAAUUAAACUUGUAAAUAUAGGUAACACGGACAUAGUUAACGGCAACUUAAAACUAAUCCUAGGUUUAAUAUGGUCGCUAAUCGUCCACUACCAGAUCGGACGAUCCAAAUUUCCUCCUCGAAAACUCAUGCUAUCAUGGCUACAAGCGGUUCUACCAGAAUGCAAAGUUUCCAACCUUACUACCGAUUGGAAUUCUGGUGUGUUACUGUCUGCUUUAGUAGAUUACUGUCGGCCUGGUCUCUUACCACACUGGAGAAAAUUAGAUCGGUCGAACGAGAUAGAAAACUGUCGCCAUGCUAUGAACAUAGCCCAGAAAGAUUUAGGAAUUCCUGCAGUCUUAGAACCGGAAUAUUUAGCGUCUCCGUGGCUGGAUGAGCUCUCCGGUAUGACGUAUCUUUCGUACUUCAUGAAACCCGGAUCCCCAGGAUUUUAUGCAACGCUUAGAUGGGUCAACUCUAGAUUAGAAAGACCUAUUAACAAUUUUACAACUGACUGGAACGAUGGUCGUGUGAUUAGUGAAGUAAUCAGAUCGCUAGGAGGUUCUGCUGCCGCUCCUGAGAAGCUCCGAACUGAUUAUGCCUACUGGGAGCAAAACCAAAUUCAGGCCAUAGACGCUGGUCGCCGAUUAGGCGUUCAACCGGUUUUGUCAGCAAAGGAUAUGGCCGACAGAAAUGUAGAGCACUUAGGUGUCAUGGCGUAUGCUGCUCAUUUCCAAUGGGUACCUGAAAGACCUCCUCUUCACGAUCUUAUCAACGUAACUCUUAAUUCAACGUCUGGAAGAGUUGGAGAACCGACUUACUAUCAAGUAACUCUACUUGACUCGUCACUUUCCUACUCCCAACUAUCCACUGAAAUCCGCGGUCCAGAUAACAAAAUAUACUUGGGCAGCAAGCUACAACAAGGAAAAGGAAACUUUGUGCCCUCUAAAGUGGGUAUGCAUGAGAUCAUCGUGCAAUACGAAGGAGAAGAAGUCCAAGCAGGCCAUUAUUUUAGAGUUUUACCACCACUAGUAGAAGUAGCACCCCCAGGUAUGGCGCCUUGUGCUCUGGGGUCUUUGGUGCAGGUCUUAGUCAACGCUACUGGUGCACCAAGAAGAGAAGACAUCUUAGUAACAGCCUAUAGUCCCAGUGGAAGACCAUUAGAUUGUCCCUUGACAGUUAUAGAUGGAACUAAUAGUGCCACCUUCAAACCAGAUGAACCAGGAGAGUGGAGAAUAGAAAUAACUUACCAGGGAAAACAAAUUCAGGGAGGUCCUUUUACAUGUUCAGUCUUCGACCCGAAUGGGGUACAAGUGUCUGGAAUAGAAGGAGCACUGCCUCUGAUUCCGCAUGCCAUUGAAGUAGAUUGUAGAGGUGUUGGAGUACCAGGAGAAGUUGUAGCAGAUAUAGUACACGACAAGAAAUCUGUUCAUUGUCACGUGGAAAAAAUAGACAAUUUUCACUAUAGGAUACAUUUUACGCCAAAAGAUGCUGGGAAACACAGGGUUUACGUUUACUUUAAUGGUUAUGAUGUAAAAGGGUCGCCAUUUAUGAUGAGAGUUGGUACACAAAAACGUUCCAAAAUAAGUAGCAGUCCGACUUCCCCCUACAGAGCGAGCCCUACAAAUAGAUUUAACAGUCCUAGUCCCAAUCUGUCAACACCCACAAAAAAUUCAAGUUACACAAGUUACAGGCAAAAUGCUAGUCCACUGUUGGACGAAACUCAUAAGUUUGCUCAAGAUUACCACAUGAAAUCUGUAUCUGAAAAAAGAUUGGCAUCUAGUUCGCCUAUUUACCAGGAUCGUACACAUAGUCCCAGUUAUAAUCAAAGAAACCACAGCCCCGUUUACAGAACUGCUAGUCCAAAUUUUCAUCCACCUAGUCCUAGUUAUCGUCCCAACAGCCCACCCAUACAGGGGCGAGACAGUCCGGACUUCAUUACUAGUCGAAAACUAAACGAAAAGAGGUAUGACUUCACCAACAAGAUGUCGUCAAUGAGGCUCGAGGAUUCUAGAAGUCCUAGCUACUUAGAAAGGUCCAGUCCAGACGUAGGCUUUACUUCCACCUCUAGAUAUGACAAAAGAGUAAGUGAAAAUCGAGUAUUUACAAACUCAUCAUCAAAUGGUGUAGACACGACUCCAAUAAUUAAAGUUUCAUCACUCAAUGACCAAUCUUCCUCGAGAAGAGAUUCCUGGGACGCCAUAGCAAAAACCAAAAAUAUUUUGUCGGACAGAAGCUUGGAAUCUUUGGCUAAUUUGACUGAAUCACAGCUGGAUACGGAAAUAAGAAGACGAAAAGCAGAAGAACAUUCUAAAUUUGUAUUAAAGGAGCAGAGCUAUCAGACGAACUAUAAUGAGAACUAUUCUUCAAAGAAGUACAGCGAUAGUUUCGGAAGAAAUUCACCAGUAUACAGUAGGAUAAGGAAAGAGGGAGGUGCUUCGUCGGUUAAAGUUCAGCCUGUUCCUGAUGGGGUGCUAGGCCAACCAGUAGAAUUUGAAAUUGAUGGCAGUGGAGCAGGAUCGGGAGAUUUGGAAAUCUUAGUUGAAGGUGGUCGUGUUACUUCUAGUGUGAAGAGUUUAGGUGGCCAAAGGUUUCGAGCUGCCUUUACUCCUCAUCAAGCCCUUCCCCAUAGAGUAGAUAUCAGAUUUAAUGGGGAGACAGUACCAGUGAAUUUUUCUGCUGAACUUGAUAAAACACUUAGUGAACACCUUACAAAUGCGACAAUUUUCAAAGGUACCUCAAAAACAAUACAAAAUGAUAUUUUGGAUUGCAUGCUAGAAGUAUACGCUGAGGAGAUUUUAAACGAAAUCAAUGAAGCCCCAUUUUUAGCAGUGAUAGCUGAUGAGACAACGGAUGUUUCUAUGAAAUUUCAAAUGGUCAUUGUUUUUCGUUAUGUAAAAAACGGUGCUCCAGUUGAAAGGUUUUGGACUUUUUUGCUUCCAGAAAAACAUGAUGCUGAAACCUUAGCUAACACAAUUUUGAAUGUUUUAGACCCAAUAUUAAAGAAUAACAAAAAUAAGCUCAUUGCACAAAGUUAUGACGGAGCAGCUGUUAUGAGUGGGAUACAUGGCGGAGUGCAAACAAUAAUUAAGAGAAAAUAUGAAACUGCUCAUUUUGUGCACUGUUACGCCCAUCAAUUGAAUCUAAAAGGUGCAGUGCCUUUACUAAAAUUUAUAAUUUCUAAUAAUUUAGAGGACACAUUAACAGAAACCAAAAAGUUGAUACAAAUUCUGGUGACUACGCCAAUGACCACAGCAGAAGCUGAACGUAGUUUUUCAACUUUAAAACGGAUCAAAACAUUUUUAAGAAAUUCAAUGUGCGAAGACAGAUUAACAGCCCUUUCCACACUCUCGAUAGAAAAAAAGUUCAUCGCUUCAAUACCGAACUUUAACGAUAAAAGCAAACCUUGUCACAAAUUGCACCACGUUAACGCAAAUGAUUGGUCUUUAGGCAGCCCUUGGCAUGUCAACAUCAUGUCAAACAACUCAGCCCUCUCCGUCCUCGGCGAGGCAACCCGCCUCGUGCCGGCCAACUCACCCGCUGUCUUCGAGAUAAUCACACCCUCUUCCACUCCGCCAUCUGACCUUCGUGUGCACGUUGUAGCCCCUUCGAAACGCGUAGUCCCAGCCCGGGUAAUUCCCGGCAACAGACUCGGGGUGCACAGUGUGGAAUUUGUACCUACAGAGAUCGGUACACACUUAAUCGACGUGUCUGUUGAUGGAGAAAAACUGCCAUCGGGGCCUCUUAUGGCUAAAGUUUAUGAUGCUGGGCUCAUUCAAGUGGCGGAUGUUGGAGGAGGGGUUGUUGGACAACCUGUACAAUUUAGAGUGGAUGCUAGCCAAGCGGGCGAAGGUCAGCUAGAGAUUUCGAUAAACGAAGGCGAAGUACCAAAUCACGUCCAAGUUGUCGGAGGAGGAAGAUGUUUAGUAUCUUUUACCCCAGAUCAAGCAAAACCCCACCUUAUAGACAUUAAAUUUAACGGCGAAACCGUCCGAGGAUGCCCCUUCGUGUGUGCCGUUUCAGACACUAGUCGAGUGACAUUAUCGCUGUCUCAUUUAGAGCUCAUUCCCGUCAACCAACCCAGCUCGUUCCAUAUGGGUGUGGCGGGUGGAGGAGCUGCUGAACUAGCAGUAGCUGUCAGGGGACCAGUCGGAGAACUCCCGGUCAAAGUUACUGGAGAUAUCCAUUCUGGAUUUACAGCUGAAUUCACGCCUACUCAAGUUGGAGCUCAUCAGAUUAGCGUGGAUUACAACGGCAGACCUGUACAAGGUACUCCGUUCAUCGCGAAAUCCUUCGAUUCCAACAAAGUUACAGUUGGAACAGUUGCCAGAGGCACUGUCGGUCGACCAGUUACUUUCUCAGUGGACGCUUCCGAAGCGGGUGAAGGAAACCUAGAAAUAACCAUCUCAGCUAGAGGUUUGAACAUCCCCACGCAAGUUCAUCCUCAAGGCAACGCUAGAUUCGCUGUCAGCUUCGUUCCCGCUGAAGCAUGCGAUCAUGUAGUGAACGUCGCGUUCAACAAACGACCUGUAGUGGGUUGUCCUUUAAUAGUUAAUGUUGGGGGAAGUGGGACGGGACCUAGUGUUACGUUACCGGGUCCUGGACCAGUACAUAGACCCAGUACGCUGUUGAUUAAUCAUCCUGGACGGCUAGAGGAUAUUGAAGUCAAUGUUGAGGUACCCAUAGGCCCAGGCGGCCAAGCCGUUCCUACACAAGUCCAGCUCCUGGGAAAUGGACAGUUUAGAGCUGAAUUUGUACCACGGGUGGUAGGAGAACACCGAGUAAACGUCACCGUUAGUGGAGUACCAACUGUUGGCAGUCCAUAUGCUGCUAAAGUUUACGACGUCCAGGCUAUCAAGAUCAAAGAAGCUGCUAGCGGAAUUGUGGGAAAACCUGUGACAUUCCUCGUGGAAACAAGUCAAGCAGGCCCCGGAAAUUUAGAAGUAACCGUCAACGGAGGUCUGGUUCCUACAUCAGCUCAAGCUCAAGGCCCACACACUUACGCUAUUUCCUUUACUCCUAGAGAAGCUACAGUUCACUCGGUGGAUCUUCGUUUUAAUGGGCAGGAUGUUCCGGGAAGUCCUUUUAAAUGUGCCGUAUCUCCCGCUGCAAGAAUUUUAUCUUUGGAUACUCUGGAUAAAGUUUCUGUUGGGAAACCGUGUACCUUUGUUGUGGAAAGCCCGAAUCCACCGACUGUUGAGAUUUUGGGACCUGCGAGAAGGGCUCUAGUAACGAAAGUACGUCCCCAAGAAAACACAGUUGGAAAAUUCGAAGUUACUUUCACUCCCAUAGACGUAGGCGACCACAGUGUUGAGGUACGUCUUCAAAGUGGACACAUAGAUGGCAGCCCGUUCCUUAUCAAAGCAUACGAUGCCAAUCGUGUAACAGUUACUGACAUCACAGACGGAAUAGUAGGAAAACCAGUGUCCUUUAGUAUCAACGCUUCCCAAGCAGGCGCUGGUAAUUUGGAAAUUAUCGUAGCUGUAGGGGGACGAAACGUCCCGAAUUUUGUUCAAAGUGAAGGAAACGCUAGGUUUAAGGUCAAUUUUAAACCAACCGAGGCCGCUACUCAUACACUCAGUGUAAGAUUUAAUGGACAACCUGUUCCUGGUUCCCCAUUUAAUUGUAAAGUUAGUCCUGGCAAUACACAGCCCAGAGUUCCUGUAUCAGGAAGUGGCAUCGAACUAGCUGCAGUUGGUCAUCCAGCUGAAAUAAAAAUUGAAGGAGUAACAGGUGGAGAACCUCAGGUUCUAGCUACAGCGCCCAAUGGCAAAACUAUUCCAACAAAAUUAAUAGUUAAUGGAGAUACUUAUAUAGCCAGGUUCAUACCAGAAUCAGUCGGACGCCAUUCCAUUGCAAUCCUUAUCAAUGAUCAGCAUGUUAUAGGAUCACCAUUCAGCUGCAAUGUUUACGACGUCAAUAAAGUUAUUGUUACGGGAUUGCCCGAACGGAAGGGUGAUUUAAAUAGAUCUAUUAACGAAUUGAGCCUUAAAGAUGCACCAAAACCUGCCGAAGUGGGUAAACCAGUAACCUUCAGUGUGGAUGCAGCUCAAGCUGGAGAAGGCACGUUAGAGUUGGUAGUAUCGACACAGCAUACCACCAUCAAAGCUGAAGUGGUAGCUUGCGCAAGAGGCCUUUAUGACGUCACUUUUGUUCCCCUUACAGCUGAAGAUCAUUAUGUGAACAUAACAUUUAACGAUAUGACAGUGGUUGGCAGUCCGUUCCACUGCGGCGUUAUUGAAUCCACGCAGUAUUUCCAAAUUGGUGCUACAGCUUAUAUUGAUCUGCCUAGUGAUAACCAUAAGAUUGAGAUUAGUGAUCCCAAUAAUCAUCACGUUAAAUAUGUUGUUAAUAAUUACAAAGGAGAGUUUAAUUUAACACAGACUGGGACAUACCGCGUUAAUAUUUUAAGGGACAAUGAAGUCGUAGCUACGAGAACCUUCCACGUGUUUGAUACCACAAAGAUAGAUAUUAUAAAUGCUCCAGAAGCGAUAUGUCAUCGGCCAUCUGCCAUUGGAAUUAAUAUGAACAGAGUUGGACCUGGAAAACUGACCGCAGCAGUUAAGGUCGGCAACAGGGAUGUCUCACACAGCGUCAGGCAAAGUCCUACCAAUGCCAAUAUGUGGGAAGUCAUAUUCCAUCCAGUACAAGCAGCUCCUCAUCGAAUAACUUUGUUCUACAAUGGGGUUCCAAAGUUUGGAGUAUUGGAGAUUCCAGUUAAAGGACCCGGAAGUGAACCUUGGGCCGGAGGAUUAGGUUUAUAUCAGGCAAAAGUGGGCAAAGUAAACUCCUUCCAGAUCGAAACCCAAGGCAGAUCAGCCAGAGAGUUCGACGUAGUUGUAAGCGGGCCCACUGGCUCCGCAGUACCUGUGCGCUGCUACCAAACUAAAACCGGGAAAUUACAAGCCGAAUUCACUUCUAGAGAAAUAGGAGCACACAAAGUGGAAGUUCUGCACCAGGGAAAACAUCUCGUCGGGAGCCCCUUCGUUUGUCAGGCUUUUGAUCCUGAUAAUGUCAAAAUCACUGAUGUGCCCACGUCUCAAGGAAAUGUCGGAGAUAAAGUUUAUUUUAAUAGUAAGGUCAUGUUCUUGCCUACACUAGCGGGUUUAUAUCAAGUAGCAAUUACAUACGGUGGAAUACCUGUAAAAGGUUCUCCUCUAGCCUUAGGUGUAGGCCCUGUAGGUCCUACACCACCUCCUCGAGCUGUUGGAAAAGGCUUGGAGUUUGGAAGAGUCGGGGAAAGGAGCAGCUUUACUGUCAGUAGUGUAGUACAACCCAGAGUCUCAGUGGAAGCUGUAGAAGGAAACAUCGAUGUGCAAGUUCAAAGCCAUAAACCUGGAGAAUAUCAAGUAUCCUACAUACCGAAAUGGGUCGGAACUUACGAUGUUAUUAUUAGUAUUGGACCAAAUGAUCUUUCAGGAGAAGGGCUUAGUCCGGGAGAGCACGAAUUUGAUAUAAGAUUUGCUAAUUACCCAUUACCAGAAGCGCCAAGUAGUAUUAUUUGUCUUGGAGACCAAGUAGUACUGACAGGAAGAGGACUUGCGCAUGCGCAGUGUGGGGAAGCUGCGGCUUUUACAAUUGAUGGGUCCAAAGCUAGUAUAGGAAAUCCUGAAGUAACUUUACAUGCUGCUGACAACAACAUUCCAGUUCCUGUGAUGAUCAGUUUAGCGGGUGAUAAAAUUUGGAAGGCUGCAUAUACAGUUAGCAUCCCUGGGAACUAUUUGUUGUCUGUUCUGUGGGCUGGAAGACCCGUGAAGGGCUGUCCACUCGUUGUGGAAGCUAAAGGAGGAGCAGAUGCUUCAAAGGUGCUAUGUUCAGGAGAAGGUCUGCGCCAAGGAGUAGUAGGUCGUGAAAUCCGCUCUUGGAUAGACACAAGGAGAGCUGGUCCAGGAGAACUAACAGCUCACUGUGCAGGUCCCAGAAAAGUGGCAUAUUGUGAAUUGUACGACCACGGAGAUGCUACGUUUACCUUAAAUGUCAAACCUCAGGAACCUGGAAGACAUGCGCUGACCAUCAAAUACGCCGGCCAGCACGUACCAGGAUCACCUUUCACGCUUCGGGUUGCAGGUGCUCCAGAUGCUUCAAAGGUUCGAGUAUAUGGACCUGGCAUAGAGCAUGGAGUACUAGCCACUUUUCAAUCAAGAUUUAUUUGUGAUACGCGAGGUGCAGGAGCGGGUCAGCUAACAGUGAGGGUGAGGGGGCCCAAAGGAGCUUUUAGAGUUGAAAUGCAGCGGGAAAGUCAAAAGGACCGUACUAUUCUGUGCAAGUACGACCCCACUGAACCUGGCGACUACAGGGUGGAGGUAAAAUGGGCAGGAGAGCUAGUACCUGGAUCACCUUUCCACGUCAUGAUCUUCGAUACACAAGAAGAGCUUAGGCGGUAUAUUAAUACUUUGUGAGACCAACGAAUCUACUACUGAUUUUAUUGUAUCAAUGAAUGUCGUAUUUUGUUUAAAUGACGACAUUCUAUUCAAAACGAAAUAUUGUGUCAUUUGUACAAUUUGGCGGGUCCAAAAUAUUAUUUAUUUAUUUUUUUAAAUCAUGGAAAUGUAGUGGUAAAUACAAUGUGCAUAAAACAAUACUAUUUUUGUAUAUCAAAUAAUCUCUUGUCUAUUACUGAUUUUUUAUUCAAUCGUUUUGCAGCUUGAGCUCAAUAUUGAUGCGUCUCUUAGGAAGAUGGUAGUACUAUGCUACUACCGAGACCUAUUUUUGGUUUAAUAAAAUUCUCGACAACCUGCUUAUUCUAUUCAAAUAAUCUAAUUAUAUUCAAUUAAUAUGUUUUGUUCCUUAAAGAUGUCAAAGCUAACGCAAUAUCGAGUUUUAUCAUAUUUUACUGAAUGAACAGAUUUUACAGCAUUUUUUUCUAAUUGCUUACAUCACAUUGUGCCACAAAGACGCCAUAUUCCUAAAAAACAAACUGUAUUGAUACGCUGAUGUUGGCCUCAAGAAUUUAUUCCUUAACAGAUUUAUGUUCUUCUAAAUUUUUUUACAUUGUAUGUGCCAGAUAUGAUAUCAUUUUCACUUUUGUUGUAAUAUUUUGGAUACCUUCAAAGUUAGAUCUGAAUAUGUCACCGAAUAAAUAAAUUUUUUAUUUGUGUUCAUGUUUUCAACGGAAAAGAAUCUGUGGAACUCGAUGAUUUGUAGCUUUAAGAGAAAUGUACUAAUGUUUAAUGAUUUUAAAUUUAUAUAUUUUUAUAGAUGAUGCUAUUUACUUCAUUUUAAUAAACUGUUACGAAAAUAA
Messenger RNA from Diabrotica balteata, 9842 nucleotides. Lineage: Eukaryota; Metazoa; Arthropoda; Insecta; Coleoptera; Chrysomelidae. The record is from the annotation of a GenBank genome assembly.